This is a messenger RNA of Dentiscutata erythropus, 432 nucleotides long. NCBI's taxonomy places the organism in Eukaryota, Fungi, Glomeromycota, Glomeromycetes, Diversisporales, Gigasporaceae. The record is from the annotation of a GenBank genome assembly.
AUGACGAGUAAUACUAAUAAUAAUACUGAUCCAAGUGAAAAAUUUCCUCAAUUAUACGAGGUGUUUUUAUAUAAGAAAAAGGAUAUAAUAGCAAUUCAAGAAAAACUUGGUAUCAAUAGUAAUACAUUAAAGCAAAUAGAACACGAGCCCGAUGGAAAAACACUUGAUGAUUCAUAUAAAUUGUUGUUAAAAUUGGUGGGGAAUUUAAUACCUAUACAGGGAAAACUUGGUAUAGAUAUCAAUCCCGUUUUAGAAGCGGAACUUAGAAGGGAUAAAGCUUCUUCAGAUAAACUGAUUAGAUUAUUUGAUUUGCUUUUAUGCUUAGAAGACGAUAUAGCGACAAUUCAGGAAAAAAUCAGUAUUGUUGGCUAUACUAAUCAAGAAAUAGCAGAAGAAGCCUCCGAAAUUUUGAGAAAUUCCAUGGCCCCUUAG